Molecule: messenger RNA, 1635 nt
Organism: Colletotrichum truncatum
Lineage: Eukaryota; Fungi; Ascomycota; Sordariomycetes; Glomerellales; Glomerellaceae
Source: RefSeq, a predicted model, not a curated record
AUGUCGGGGCUGUGUGGAAUUCGCCCCGAAGGCGUGACGGCCCAUUCGAAAUUUGGCCCUUUGCCGUCAUCGUGCUUCUUCGAUUCUAUCAUCAUACCUUUACCGGCAUGGAUUCGUCUCACCAUUACAUUCGCUCUAUUCCACUUUGUCGUGCCCGUCCUCAUUGUCGACAAGAUCAAACGAUAUGAAGUCAGGCAAGAAUGGCAGAGACACGCCCAGCUGUCAUUCUACUACUUUACCAUUCUGGUCGUCUUUCUCAUGGAGGCUAUGGAGAUUGGAAGGCUAGCACAAAUUGGCUUUGGCGUCGGUCUGCUGCCAUUUAUUUUUGUAGGUUGCGCUGUCUCCGCCGUUAUGCAGGCAACACGGGGCGCCAAAGGCCGCAUUCGCAACUGGCAGCCGGCCAACAUUAUUUUCUGGAUCAUGAGUGUGGCCGUGACCAUCAUCAAGAUCAUCACUGUGCAAAAGGCCGGCCAGACCAGCCCACAGGCUAGGCGGGUAAAUACAGACUACCCGACAACCCACCAAACUCAGGACCUGGCUGUUCUCGCUGCCUGUUACAUUCUCCUGCUCAUCAAUGAGAUCGCGCUCAUGUUCCAGAAGACUUGGGAUGAGACACUCGACGGAGAGAACGUCAAGACGCUACGCCUCACUAGAUCCAUCAGCGACCAAGCCCGUUACGACCUCACCCGGGCUAUCGAAGAGGGUUACUACCCCUCUGGCGUUACGUAUUUGACAUUGAGACUCGAGGGCGAGUCCGCCAGCGACAAGGACGUGCCCGGAAAGGAAAAUGAACUCAAGAAAACAGCCAGCCACAACGCCUCUAUUGCAGGAUCGUCUUCCAGCGAAAAAACCGCUGCCAAGCGCAUCGUGGACGAUAACAUCGAACCUGUUCCUAUGAUCCCACCAAGCUUCAGGCAAAACACCGAGCGGUGGUCUUCUGCUAUGACCCUGAGAGAUGGAGGUGCUGACGAGCCCUUUAACGAAAAGACCGGCCUUAACAAGAAACGAGGUAGCGAGCGAUGGUCUUCAGCAAUGACACUCAAGGAACCCGGACCGAUCCGAGACCCCAAUGAGAAGCGUGGUUCAGGAUACGUUGCAAAGGCAUCGCCUACUUUUGAAAACAUUGACGAGUCUGAGCCUCUGGAAGCCGUCGCCUCAUCUUCGUCAUCCAGAUACACUGAAGAAAAGGCUGCCGCGAAGGCGAUGCUCGUUGACAGCCCAUUCCCUCUGAGAGAGCCUCCUAGCCCCCCUGUCGAGAGGCGUUCGUUCCUUCUGAAGCCAAGCACCCCCAACGCUCACGCGGAGCGAUGGUCGGCCAUGACGCUCAGGGAAGACGGUGCUGCCGUCCCGUCUAGCUCAAAAGAGGAGCCCGUCAUGUCCUCCGCCACGGCACCGGCGACACCGGAAAGGAGAGCCUCCGAAUCUGGAAACAGAAACUCCAUGAGAAGGUACUCUGACUGCUCAUCACGAUCGGUUCGACGGUUUUCGGCACGCAGCGACCUCCGUGUGGCGGCGGCCACGGCGGCAGCCUUUGUGGAUACAGAUGAUUUGCCUCCGUCUCCUGAGGCGACGGAACAGACACACCUGCAAGCCCAGCAGCACCCACCACCUUCACCGUAUACUGACACUCCUUAA